Messenger RNA from Phytomonas sp. Hart1, 1534 nucleotides. NCBI's taxonomy places the organism in Eukaryota, Euglenozoa, Kinetoplastea, Trypanosomatida, Trypanosomatidae. The record is from the annotation of a GenBank genome assembly.
AAUUCAUUGCCUCAAUUGUUGCUAAUAUACGUUUUGAAACAUAAAUACAGUCACAAGGAAGCAUUUUUCCAAAGUUAUUUAGAUGUAUUCCUUUGAGUUUGUUUCAUUAUUUGCUCUUAUCGCAGUUGCGCUAUCAAUGUCGGCAAUCGUUUCGGCAACCAACUUGCCUAAUUGUACAUUCUUUACUGGCUCGUGGCAGCGUGAUUCCAUACAUUGGAGUUUGACAACACCCCCAAAGGAUACACAUCGUAUGCAAAUUGCAGAAUUGUAUACUCCUAAAGAGGGUUCCAAACCUUUUUACAUUGCUUUAAGAUUGAAACUUCGUAAGGGACUACAUCAUCAUUUUGGUACCUUUUCAACCUCAAGACCACUAUUUGCGCUGUGCCCUCUCUCUAUCGAAUGCCCUUCGGAGACAAGUAAGGACCUAAUAUCACUUUUUGAUCAAGGCAAACUCAUUCGCAUAUUCUCAUCAACAACAAACAAGCUUCAGCUAUUGUAUGGCUGUUAUUCACAAAACCAUUACAAGGUCUACCGCCGUAUAUACGAGUUCACUGGUCAGGUUUUGUUACCUGUAUCUUUUAAUGACACUUCGGUUCUACUGCAAGCUCACGCCAGGGAAAUGGAUUGCGUAGCUAUUGCUUCCAGUGAUGACUCCAACUCAGCAUUGAUGCUCAUUCAGACCCUACGAAGUUCUAAGAUGGUGCGAAUCUCCCAGAAAGGCAUAACGACAGAGGUGGACGUGCAAUCGUUGGUCCUGUUUGGGGGUCCAGAGAAACGCUUCGAGGCAAAACAUCUAUGUUAUAACAGCCACAAUGGUCUUGCGGUUGGUAGCCUUAUAUGGCAGGAUACAUUUAAAGGAAUAGCUGUAUUGCAGUUAUUCAAAUUAAAUGAUGGUGUCUUUCCCACUACAACACUAUUUUACGAGCUUGACACCACCUCCUACGCUGACAGCGAUGCUUCAUUGGUGUCAUCCUGUGGGUCGGUGCAGAGACUAUCUUUCGAAGGCUGCAGACUUAUUCCGAUAUUUGACGAUGAUGAUGCUCCCCUGGCAAUUGAGAUUGACGUUUCCGUCCACACCCCGGCAGCGGGUGGUCCUACUUCAGCGUCCGGGACGACGUGGCAGUACUGUAGGGGCGCAUCCUAUCGCGCGGUUAUCAGCUUACAAAAGCAUGCUCGCGCGGAUCCUAAAGGUGGCGAUGACGUAGUUGAAGUUUCAUCCUUUGAGAAAAUUAAGACCCCCCGGAAAGAGAUGCACGCGUCGGACGAAGGGAUUGGGGCGACAGAAUGGGUGAACGUUCAUCAGCCUUUUGCUUCAACUCUUGAGUCUUUCUCAUCAACACCGCUAGGCUUACGCAAAUUAUCGAAAAGCUGCAGAGAUCAUAUGACGCGGUGGUGGGAGCUUCCCAAUAACCUCACGACUUGGUGUUGUGUGCAUCUAAGCUUCACUUACCUUGAUGCAUGUUACCUAUAUACAGGUAUUUUAUUCUUUGUUUUAGGCUACAAAGUACUUAAUCUUUUCUAUUUUUCCUAUUAA